Messenger RNA from Scomber japonicus (chub mackerel), 2322 nucleotides. It is a transcript of the gene ddx5, whose product is annotated as DEAD (Asp-Glu-Ala-Asp) box helicase 5. The transcript has 13 exons. The record is from RefSeq and is a predicted model, not a curated record. Bases 103 to 1977 code for a protein of 624 amino acids. Lineage: Eukaryota; Metazoa; Chordata; Actinopteri; Scombriformes; Scombridae. Gene Ontology annotation, biological process: alternative mRNA splicing, via spliceosome. Gene Ontology annotation, cellular component: ribonucleoprotein complex; nucleus; cytoplasm. Gene Ontology annotation, molecular function: RNA helicase activity; RNA binding; ATP binding.
UCUUUACCGGCAUUUCAGCAGCACUGCCGCUCUGGUUUUUAGUCGGCAGUUGGACCAUAGUGUAGUUUAUUUAUCUUUUCAUUUAACCUACUUGUUUACAAUAUGCCAGGAUAUGCCGACAGAGACCGUGGCAGGGACCGUGACAGAGACAGAGACAGAGGCUAUGGCGGUGGUCCUCCUCGCUUUGGUGGCAACCGUGGUGGUGGUGGCGGCGGCGGAGGGAAGUUUGGCAAUCCCGGCGAUCGGCUGCGGAAGAAACAUUGGAACCUGGACGAGCUCCCCAAGUUUGAGAAGAACUUUUAUCAGCAGCAUCCUGAUGUUGCCCGGAGGAGUCUGCAAGAAGUUGAACAGUACAGGAGGUCCAAAACAAUUACAGUGAAGGGGAGAGAGUGCCCAAAUCCAAUUCAGAAGUUCCACGAGGCCAGCUUUCCAUCCUAUGUAAUGGAUGUGAUUAACAAAAUGAACUGGACUGAACCAACACCCAUUCAGGCUCAGGGCUGGCCUCUGGCUCUCGGGGGCAAUGAUAUGGUUGGCAUUGCACAGACAGGCUCUGGCAAAACACUUUCUUAUCUUUUGCCUGCAAUCGUCCACAUCAACCACCAGCCUUUCCUGGAACGUGGAGAUGGUCCUAUUUGCUUGGUGCUGGCCCCAACCCGUGAGCUAGCACAGCAGGUGCAACAGGUGGCUGCAGAAUAUGGCAGAGCUUCUCGCCUCAAGUCCACCUGUAUCUACGGAGGAGCACCCAAGGGGCCCCAGAUCCGUGACCUUGAAAGAGGUGUGGAGAUCUGCAUCGCCACCCCAGGCAGGCUCAUUGAUUUCCUUGAGGCAGGAAAGACAAACCUCCGUCGCUGCACUUAUCUUGUACUGGAUGAGGCUGACAGAAUGCUGGACAUGGGUUUUGAACCACAGAUCAGGAAAAUUGUCGACCAAAUCAGACCCGACCGGCAGACUCUGAUGUGGAGUGCCACUUGGCCCAAAGAGGUUCGGCAACUGGCUGAGGACUUCCUGAAGGACUACGUGCAGAUCAAUGUUGGUGCUCUGCAGCUCAGCGCCAACCACAACAUCCUACAGAUAGUGGAUGUCUGCAACGAUGGCGAAAAGGAGAACAAACUCAUCCGUCUGCUUGAGGAAAUCAUGAGUGAAAAGGAGAACAAGACCAUCAUCUUUGUAGAGACAAAGAGGCGGUGUGAUGACCUCACCAGGAGGAUGAGGAGGGAUGGGUGGCCCGCUAUGGGAAUCCAUGGAGAUAAAAGCCAGCAGGAAAGAGACUGGGUACUCAAUGAGUUCAAAUACGGAAAGGCUCCGAUUCUCAUUGCUACAGAUGUCGCCUCCAGGGGUCUAGAUGUGGAAGACGUGAAAUUUGUCAUCAACUUUGACUACCCCAACAACUCUGAGGACUAUAUCCAUCGCAUUGGCAGAACGGCACGUAGCCAAAAGACAGGCACGGCCUAUACCUUCUUCACUCCAAACAACAUGAGGCAGGCCAGCGACCUCAUCUCUGUGCUCCGCGAGGCCAACCAGGCAAUCAACCCCAAGCUCCUCCAAAUGGGGGAAGUCAGAGGAGGGCGUUCAAGGGGCGGCAGAGGUGGUGACUACAGAGAUGACCGCCGGGAUAGGUAUUCUUCGGGAAGACGUGACUUUGGCAAUUUUAGGGACCGGGAUAGCAGUAGAGGUUUUGACGGACCAAAUAAAGCCUUUGGCGCAAAUUCACAGAACGGAGGCUAUGGGAGCAGUAACAGCGGCUCCAAUGGCUUCAGCGGUGGCAGCUACAAUGGUAAUGGACAGUCCAACUUUAACAGCCAAACAGGAUCCUUCGGAGCCCAAAACAACUUCCAGGCCCCGCAGUUCGCCCCCAAUAAGGGUGGCGCACAGAAUGGCGCAAGUCAUCCCCCUUUCCCCUUCCCCCAGGCACAGGCUCCGCAGCAUCCUCCCCCACCGCUGGUGCCCUACCCCAUGCCUCCUCAGUUCACUCAGUAAAUACACAAACACUUGAAAGAAGUAAUUUAUUGCUUUUUUGACUUGUUUUAAGUUCUAUACUUAAUCUAGAUUUUUUUUUUUUUUUUGUAUUUACACAACAGGGUUACAAACAACUUCAACCUCUAUCAAGCCUUUUAAGAUCUGCAGUGCAGCAAUAGUGAUGUUGUACACUCGUUUUCCUAUUAUUACUAUUUAAUUUGUUACAUUCCUCUGUAAUGUUUAGUUAUGUUUUGUACUAGGUAAUUACAAAUGUAUUGAUUUUUCAUGUGUAUCAUUGAAAGUGAUGUUCAGCUCCUACCCUGGAAGUGCACUGCAUGAUCUUUCAAAUAAAACUUUAAAAAAGGC